CUCAACUACACGGCGCCUCAGACAAAACCUCCACCAAGAACUACUGGCGCCAGAGGCCGAAGCACAGCCUUCAUUUCAUUUGAAAGACUUCACUUCAAUUCUCCCCCAAAAGUCUCCCUCUACUCUCAAUUCGUCAACACUUUCACUAUCAAUAUCAAAUCUCUUCCUUCUCAUCACGCCUCACAGAAUACACAUCAUCCCACUGCUUUGAUUUUCAUUUUGAUUUUGCGUUUCUUCCGGUUGUCGUCGUCGUCGUUUUAAUGGCCGCCGCAGCCGUAGACCCUUCCUCACUCCAAUUCACCUCCACUUGGGCCGUGGCUGCUGUCUGCUUCUUCUUCAUCUCCCUCUCUCUGUUCCUCGAGCAUUUGAUUCAUCUCCUCUCCAAUUGGUUGAAGCGGAAGAGGAAAGCAGCAUUGUUCGAAGCGGUUGAGAAGCUAAAAUCAGUGUUGAUGCUUCUAGGGUUCAUGUCGCUAACUCUGACGGUAACUCAACAGCCAGUAUCUAAGAUUUGCAUUCCAAAUAGCGUAGCGUAUACCAUGCUUCCGUGCCAGAGAGAAAUACAGAUCACUGCCAAUAAGAAUUUAGAGAUGGAGCAAUUUCGAUCAAAUCAGUCGUCGUUUUCAUGGCUGCCGGAGAAAGUUGAGAGUAGUAGUAGCGGCGAUUCUUCUUCUUCUUCAUCUUCUUCUGAUUACUGUACUGCGAAGGGGAAAGCGUCAUUGAUGUCACAAGGUGGAAUGAAUCAACUCAACAAUUUCAUCUUCGUGUUGGCUGUUAUGCAGAUUGUUUACAGUGUCCUCACCAUGGCGUUAGGAAAGGCCAAGAUGAGGCGUUGGAAAGCUUGGGAGGAAGAAACUCAUACGUUGGAUUAUCAAGUGGCCAAUGAUCCAAAUCGUUUUCGGCUGACAAGGCAAACGACAUUCGGACGUCGGCACAUCAGUUCUUGUGCAACUCCACCAUUGCUUCUCUGGACUAAAUGCUUCUUCAGACAGUUCUUUCGUUCUGUGGCCAAAGUUGACUACUUGACCCUUCGCCAUGGUUUCAUCGUGACUCAUGUACCUGGAAACAUUUCCUUCAACUUCCAAAAGUAUAUUGAGAGAUCAUUGCACGAUGACUUCAAAGUCGUCGUUGGUAUCAGUCCUUUCAUGUGGCUGAUAGUAGUUGUCUUCAUUCUUGUAGAUGUACAUGGCUGGAAUGCAUAUCUCUGGGUGUCUUUCCUUCCACUAAUUAUAGUGCUAGCUCUUGGAACCAAACUUGAAGUAAUAGUAGCAAGGCUUGCCCUUGAGCUUCAAGACAAGACAGCUGUGGUCAAAGGAGCUCCAAUGGUGGAACCAAGUGAUGAUCUUUUCUGGUUUAAUCACCCCAAAUUUGUUCUCACCCUUCUUCAUUUCACUUUAUUUAUGAAUUCCUUCGAAUUUUCGUUUUUCAUCUGGGUUACGCUACAAUAUGGGAUAAAAUCUUGCUACCACGAAAAGUUGGUGGUCAUCGUCAUAAGAGUGGUCUUAGCGGUUACAGUCCAAGUGUUGUGCAGUUACAUUACUCUGCCUCUCUAUGCUCUUGUCACACAGAUGGGGUCACAGUUCAAAGCUGCAGCAUUAGAAGAACACACAGCCAAAGUCAUAAAGAAAUGGCACAAAGAUGUGAAACAAAAGAGAAAGAAGCAUUCCCAUCCCCAUGACCUCGACUCGAGCCAGCACCAGGAAGGCUCGUCUCGUUCCGCUUCCGAGCGCCCGUCAUCUCGAGCUCUCGAUAGCAACAUCGUCCAAACCCUAAGCUCCGAAGAGAUGAGCUCUUCCCAUCAUAGAGCUCCCACUUUUUCUGAGCUCAACAGUUUCAGUAUGAUUGAAUGUGAUGAAAUUGUUGAAGAGGAACAUACAGAAACUGUGGUAGCAAAGAAUGAAUCUGUUGUUUCAAAUAAGGUAUUGGAGAUAAAAAUAGGAGAGACUAGUGAAAACCAUAAAGAAAAAAUUACCUUAACUCCUCAAAAUGAAAUUAGACGGGUUUCCUAGAUUUUGGAUUGAGCUUUUGUCAUUAAUUUGAUGUAAAAACUUUUGGUGUUUGUGCUGUAAAAAUAUUGUCCCAUCUGAUGAGUAUAUAUAUGAUGUUCAUAUAUUUAUUAUAA
Benincasa hispida (wax gourd) is the source of this 2119-nucleotide messenger RNA. RefSeq names its product MLO-like protein 3. Gene Ontology annotation, biological process: defense response. The record is from RefSeq and is a predicted model, not a curated record. Gene Ontology annotation, cellular component: membrane. NCBI's taxonomy places the organism in Eukaryota, Viridiplantae, Streptophyta, Magnoliopsida, Cucurbitales, Cucurbitaceae.